Nothobranchius furzeri (turquoise killifish) is the source of this 2053-nucleotide messenger RNA. RefSeq lists its product as uncharacterized. Lineage: Eukaryota; Metazoa; Chordata; Actinopteri; Cyprinodontiformes; Nothobranchiidae. The record is from RefSeq and is a predicted model, not a curated record.
CAAGCAAUCCACUAGAGCACUUUCACUUUGAGCCGAGCCAGUCUGGGUGAGGAUACAAGGACAGAUCCAGAGGAGGGGGGGGGGACAGCGUCUCUUAUUCACCAACCAGUUUAAAAGGACCAAAGGAGUGUUUGAAAUUCAGGAAAGUUCUGGGCCGGCAGUGAAAAGAAGAAGAAAGUGGAAACAAAUAAAGAAGAGGGAGAGGAGAGAAGAAGGGAAAACAGCUUUGAAAAGGGAAAGGCUGCAGCCACUCAGGCAUUAGUGGGGAAAUCCAAAGUGAAAGAGAAUGAUGGCGUGAGAUGAUUGAUGAGCCAUAUUUUCUUUUUUGGAAAAUACCAAAUGGACCCAAAGAGGACAGACCUCCUGAGAGAUGUGAAUGAGAAGAUCAACCUUUAAAAGAGGCAGAUACGUGAUCUGUUGGCGACCUCAACAAACCCACAGAGGAAGAAACUUUGCCUUUCACAGACUGACACAGACAGCCAUCUGAAGAGUGAUUACGAUCAACAAGAGAAAUGGAGACGUGUCCAUUCAUGGAAAAAUAAGAGGAUGUCACUGCAAGUCUUACUGUUGCUAUUGCUGUUGAUUGUCCAAUGCGGCGGCUGUGACUUUGACCGGAAAGGUGUGGAGAACAUAAAGGCAACCAUUGAGUCUAAUCCCACUGGAUUUCGGACUGUAUUUCCUAAAGAUUACUAUGUAGUGCAUCAUUACACCAAAAGCAUGCUGUGUGAAACUGACCCGUGUUGCGUGUUCCCCGCAGCAGUGGUCCUCCUGGACUCCUGGAACGAGCUCCUCGGAAACCUCUGGGGCGAACACGUAAAUCGCUCCUUGAUCCUGGAGCUAAAGCUGACACUGGAUAAAAUUAUAGACAAGAAUAAAAACAUUGAGAGGUUCCAGGAGGAGACGGAUCUUUCCCAGUUCCCCACAUCGUCUUCCUCUCCAGAGGAGCUUCUGAAGCUAACAUCACAACUUUUUGAGCGAUGGCUUCAGGUUGGAUGCUCAUCUUAUACCGAGACUUGCUUUCCACCCACAUUGCCCCCGCCUGUUGUAAAAAAGGACUACAGACCCUCAAGGGCCAGGCUGUUGACCACCAGAGCCAUCAACAACCAGCACGAAGGACAACCAGACAAGAUGACGGACUAUAAACCUCUAUCGUCCGGUGGACCUGUAACCGUCUCCUACUCUGCCUUUGUCUGGAGCUCCUUGCUAUUUGGACUCUACUGGUAGUUGCUGCCACACCAACUCUUUUUCUUAAUUGAUGCACAUAUAAUGCAAAAAAAAACCAACAAAAUUUUUUGGCACUGAAUUUGUUUUAUUUUUUUUUAGUUAUGAUGCAGUAAAUUUGUUCACACAUGAAGUAACAUGCACAGGUUGCAUUUAAUGCCCAAAGUCAGUCUUUGUUUCCACUGUCCAACAGUGUCGUGUGAUCUCAAACGCACCUGAAGUCCUCCAGUCACUCGGACGAGCAAGAAGACGAGACUCUGAGAUCAGAUCAGAGAUAGUCGCCACUCGUGUGCGUUUUUAUUUCCGCUGUUUACAAAUGAAUGUUGUGAAAAACACAUAUAGUACCAUCUUUGGGAGUUGAUUUCUGUAAAUUAAAACCAUUUAGAUAUGUGUGUUAGUGUUUGUCUUACCUGAUGUAUUCAGAGGUUUUUAAGCUAUAUUUAUUACUGUUUGUCAUCAAAGACGGAAAAGCACAUUUACUCAAGUUUCAUAUCCGAAGGCAGUAAACAGAUAUUGUUUUAAGCCGACACAUAUACACAUCCAUGUACCAAUAUUACUAAUUUAAACAUCAAUAAGAAGCAUUUUUCUGCAUUUAAGUACUUUUGCUUUUGAUACAUUAGAGCUUGGAAGUCAUACAGCUUGAUAUUUUUCACUCAAAAGUAUUACUUCCUCUACAUUUUGUCAGUAAGAACUCUAGUUCUAUUAAUAUUAAGUGCUUUUUUUAUUUUACGGUCACCAGACGUCGGUAUUCAUGUGAAAUGGAUUGUUAAAAUUUGCAAAAGCAGCUCAUUUACAAGCAAAACAAUAAAAAUGGAACUGGAUGAAGUGGAGA